This is a messenger RNA of Neltuma alba, 381 nucleotides long. Its product is annotated as TMV resistance protein N-like. Gene Ontology annotation, biological process: defense response; signal transduction. The transcript has 2 exons. The record is from RefSeq and is a predicted model, not a curated record. NCBI's taxonomy places the organism in Eukaryota, Viridiplantae, Streptophyta, Magnoliopsida, Fabales, Fabaceae. The coding region runs from base 1 to 381 and encodes 126 amino acids.
AUGAAGAUUCAAUAUGUGUCAGGUGUUCAACCAACUUCACAUGAUUAUGCUUCUUCAAAGUGGUGCUUGGAAGAGCUUGUCAAAAUCAUAGAACAUAAGGAAGCUGGUCAGCAAAUUGUAAUUCCAAUAUUCUACCACGUUGAUCCAUCAGAUGUCAGGCACCAAAAAUACAUUUAUAAGGAGGCAUUCACUCAUCAUGAACAAAAGCUCAAGGAUAAUAUGCAAAAUUUGCAAAUUUGGAGAUCUGUCUUGAAAAAAACUGUGAAUUUAUCUGGUUAUCAUCCAUCAAAUUUUCAAGAUGAAUCUGAACUCAUCAAUGCAAUAGUUGAAAAUGUCUUAAGAAAAUUGGAAGAUAACAUUCCAAUUGUGCUGGGAUCUUGA